Molecule: messenger RNA, 726 nt
Organism: Alnus glutinosa
Lineage: Eukaryota; Viridiplantae; Streptophyta; Magnoliopsida; Fagales; Betulaceae
Exons: 1
Coding region: 1-726 (241 amino acids)
Molecular function (GO): nucleic acid binding; RNA-DNA hybrid ribonuclease activity
Source: RefSeq, a predicted model, not a curated record
AUGGGAUCUUUUGAUUUGCUGGUUGAGGUUUUCUUGCCCAGGUUGAGUCCUGAUAACUUGGCUCUUCUAGCAAUGGUGGCACGGAAUAUAUGGCAUAGAAGGAACUCUUUGGUUUUUGAGGGCAAGUUCAAGCAUCUGAAUGAUGUUUUCUUUGAGACAACAAAAGCCUUGGAGGAGUUUAAACGAUGUAACAAUGUCUCUAGACCACCUGAUCGGGUUGCAGAAGGGAUAACUAAUUCUUGGUUGCCUCCUCCCUCAGGUUGUGUCAAGAUUAACUGGGAUGCCAUUUUAAAUAUAAAUAUGGGGUUCAUUGGACUGGGUUGCAUAGCUCGGGAUUGGAUGGGGAAUUUCUUAGGAGCUAAGUAUACCUUCCAACAAACCAUGGUGGAGCCAAAAAUGGCAGAGGCCAUAUCUGCAAUCCAUGCUAUUCAGUUUGCUAUCACCGAAGGUUUCUCGAAUGUUGUAUUUGAAGGGGACUCUUUACAGCUUAUUCAAUAUAUCAAUUUGGCUUCUCCCCUCCUAAAUUCUACUGAGCACUACGUAGACAGUAUUAAGCAUAUGCAAAUGGUUUUCAACUCGUCCAGGUUUGCUCACUGUAAAAGGGAGGCUAAUGGGGUGGCACAUCUUUUGGCAAAGGAGGUUGCUAUUCAAUUUGUUGAUUGUACUUGGACUGAAACUCCUCCUAUAAUUUGUAACUUGCUUUGUUGGGAACGUUUCUCUCCCUAG